CCCCCCCGCCCCACAGCUGGGCGUGCUCCGCUUGCUAACCGCGCGGCGCGAGAGGAGACGCUACUGAGCACGUGCGAGGCGUUUCUCUGAGGAGCCCCGACCCCUGGGGAUCAAUACCAUGGAGCAUUUGGAUUACCGCGGCAACGGCGACCACACCCGAUCGCAGGCCUCCUAUUGGACCUGACGGAGAAGGCGUCAGGAGGCAGGCAGGGGAUCCAGGGGCGCGACGUUUGGCAGGAUGUUCGUGAACUUGAGGAGGAUCAGGAAGUGGCAGUGUGUGCGGCUGAUGCUGAUGACCACGGGCCUGGCCAUGUGCAUGCUGCUGGUGAGCUGGGAGCAGCUGGACCACCACGUGGUCAGCCACAUGCGCUCCUACUCCUACCGCUACCUGGUCAACAGCUACGCCUUCCUCAACAGCAGCUUCAGCGUGGGCCACGCCCGAGCCCGGGCCCUCGCCGACCCCCCCUUCCUGAUCGACCCCGAGCGCAAGUGCGCCGCCGACGACGUGCUGCUCCUCCUCUUCGUCAAGUCGUCGCCGAAGAACGUGGAGCGGCGCGGGGCGAUCCGGGCCACCUGGGGCAACGAGACGUACGUCCGGCGGGAGCUGGGCGCCGCCGUGCGGGUGCUGUUCGCCCUGGGCGUGCACCCCGACGCGCGGGAGCGGGCGGCGGUGCAGCGGGACCUGCUGCGCGAGGACGCGCUGCACGGCGACCUGGUGCAGCAGGACUUCCUGGACACGUUCCACAACCUGACGGCCAAGCUGCUGCUGCAGCUGCGCUGGGCCCACGCCCGCUGCGCACGCGCCCGCUUCCUCAUGUCCGCCGACGACGACGUCUUCGUGCACAUGCCCAACCUGGUGCGCUACCUGCAGGGCCUGCGGCGGGACGGGGCGCGGGACCUGUGGGUGGGGCGUGUCCACAGGGGGGCCCCGCCCAUCCGCCGCAGGGACAGCAAGUACUACAUGUCCCACGACAUGUACCCCUGGACGUCCUACCCGGACUACACGGCGGGGGCGGGGUACGUGGUUUCGGGCGACGUGGCGGAGAAGCUGUACCGGGCGUCGGCCACGCUCAACUCCUCGCUCUACAUCGACGACGUCUUCAUGGGCAUCUGCGCCAAGGUGGCGGGCGUGGCCCCCCAGGAGCACGCGUACUUCUCGGGCGAGGGCCGGGCGCCGUACCACCCCUGCAUCUACGGCGAGAUGAUGACCUCGCACGGUCACGUGACGGACAUACGGCAGCUGUGGGCGGCGGCCACGGCCCCGGCGGUGAGCAGGGCAGCGUCCGGGAUGACGGGAUGGCUGUACUGCACCGUGGUCAAAGCCCUGCUGCUCUGCAGGCCGGACGCCGGAGACACCUACCCCUGCAAGGCAGCCUUCACAUAGCGAGAACUGCCCCCAACUACCCCUGCAAGGCAGCCUUCACAUAGCGAGAACUGCCCCUAACUACCCCUGCAAGGCAGCCUUCACAUAGCGAGAACUGCCCCUAACUACCCCUGCAAGGCAGCCUUCACAUAGCGAGAACUGCCCCCAACUACCCCUGCAAGGCAGCCUUCACAUAGCGAGAACUGCCCCCAACUACCCCUGCAGAGAGCUACCCCCCAACUACCCCUGCAGAGAGCUGCCCCCAACUACCCCUGCAAGGCAGCCUUCACAUAGCGAGAACUGCCCCCAACUACCCCUGCAGAGAGCUACCCCCCAACUACCCCUGCAGAGAGCUGCCCCCAACUACCCCUGCAAGGCAGCCUUCACAUAGCGAGAACUGCCCCCAACUACCCCUGCAGAGAGCUACCCCCCAACUACCCCUGCAGACAGCUGCCCCCAACUACCCCUGCAGACAGCUGCCCUUAACUA
Anguilla anguilla (European eel) is the source of this 1852-nucleotide messenger RNA. Its product is annotated as lactosylceramide 1,3-N-acetyl-beta-D-glucosaminyltransferase A-like. The record is from RefSeq and is a predicted model, not a curated record. The coding region runs from base 239 to 1384 and encodes 381 amino acids. Gene Ontology annotation, biological process: brain development. Gene Ontology annotation, cellular component: membrane. The transcript has a single exon. NCBI's taxonomy places the organism in Eukaryota, Metazoa, Chordata, Actinopteri, Anguilliformes, Anguillidae.